CUCUCUUUCUCGCUCUCAAAUAAAUAAAUACAUCUUAAAAAAAAAGAAAAGAAAAGAAAAAGAAAACUACUUUAUCCCCUGGACACUAAGAGGAAAAUACCCAAGCGACUAAGAUUGUGUAACCUCAGUGUUUUUCAGAUUUAUGCUUCUGGAACCCUUUGCUCAAAUGAAAUCUCUCUUGGAAUCUUGAUAUAAAUAAAACAGAUUUUUAAAAGGUCAUUGUAUUAGCAUUCCUUUAUUUUAUAAGUUCACAUAGAUCAUUUUAUAACACCUAUUAAAUGACAUUCAGAACCAGAUGUUCUGAUGUCACAUAUCAGAAACCCAGGGUUAGAGGUGAUAGCUGCAAACUUAUCAACCUCAGCAUUUGAUCCUGCCUCGUUUUGGCUGCGCAGAAUCAGUAAAAUUGUGAUUCAGACAGAAAAUAACUUAGUAUCUCAACCACUGCUCAUAUCUUCAUAAUAAAUGUAGGGCAAUACACGCCUAAAAACCCUCUAUGAUACAUCAUCACAUCCAAAGGCUACCCUUGCACGUGUUAUCACAUAAAAGCUGACAUUUCUCAGAGCACCAUAUGUGUGUAGCGAUAGCCCCUCUGUACAAUUUUGUAUGAUAAAUUCACAGCAGUAAAUCUAAAUAUAUAACUACUAGUGCAGAACUACAACCGUCCUAGUCUGUGACACAUUUGGAAGACAUUUAAUAGCACAGAAAUGACGAAGGAUUUAGACAGAAAACUGUACAGAAUGAGCUCCUCGGCAGCACAAGGAAGGGACUGAUUAAUGUCUAUCACGAGUACACUGACUGUUCUACCUUCAUGCUCUGCUUCCUGGUUGCCUAAGAUUCAGGAGAAAUGCCCUUCUAGUCCUGCCCAGAGAAGAGCCGCCUCCUCCUCCUCAGCUGCCUCUUGGUCCUUUAUCAGCGCCAGUAGCCAGUAGCUGCAAUAAGCCAGCGGAUGGGCCGUCCUGUGGCUGAGCAAGCUUCCUGCGAAGGGCUCUGUGGACUGCUCCAGCCAAGAUUUGGUCUCGGCGGGCCUGAUUCACAACAUCUUUCUCAACUGCUCCUCUCUCUACCAGUUUCUGUAAUAAAGGCUCCAACCUCAGCACAUAAGCAGGCAAUUGCUCUCCAUCCUUCUGCUAAGUGGUCAGAUACUUGAUCUGCAAUUCCCUAGGAUGAUCAAUAACCCCAAAUACCUGCUCAAGAGCCUGCAGGCAUUCAGCGACUGUAAUGAAGGGACUGUUUAUCUUGAGGACACGAAUAACAUCAAAUGCCGGGCCUCUAAGGCUCUCCAGCAAGCGUCUUCUUUUCUCUGCAUCUGGCACCCGCCAAGUCUUCAUCAUCUGAGUAGUAUGAAACAGCCAGGAUUCAAAUUCUUCUGGUUCCGGAGGGUCACCGCCUGAGAACACUCUCAGCUUUUUGUAUUUCGGGUACCGCACGGCGGGCCGAAGAGCCUCCUCUAAUGCCUGUGCCAACAUAGGGCCUGUAUUUCUGGGAUCAUGUCCUGGCCUAGGUCAAAAGGGUCGUUUCCAUAUCCAAGAGCUCCGGUCAACUCCCCCAACGUUGUGCCCUCUCCCUCUAAGAAUUCAUUUAAUCUGCUUAAAAAUUCAUUAUUCAGGUCUGGGGGCUUAAAGAUCACUCUCCAGACACCCCUUUUUCCGGGGAGCUCCUCAGGGACUAGAGCAAGAGCCGUCUCCUCAGUCAGCCCUACUAAGGCUACGUUCCGGUUGUCAUCCCGCCGGAACACCCUCCGGAGCGGUCUGUACCCGCCCAUCGGCGCCAAACCUGCCCGCGGAGCCUCCCCGAUUUCUGCCACAGUGCAGGUCGGGGGGAUGCCGGCAACGAACAGCGCUUUCCGAGGGUUCACCUCCAUCCCCCUGCACCAGUCUUCCAAGAGCCUCAGCGUCAGGGUGCCCCAAACAACAGAUUUUUAAAUUCUAAUGGGGCCGGGGCACCGAUGCCGCCGCAACGCACGGCGUUUCUCCGCGGCACCCCCGGCACAGAGCAUGGAGAAUGAUGAACUUCCGUCAGAGGAUGGGAUGGAUUGGAGUGGGACUGUAUUUGUUAGCAAGUGCAGGAGCGUUUUACUACGUUUUUGAAAUCAACGAGACUUACAACAGGCUGGCCUUGGAACACAUUCAGCAGCACCCGGAAGAGCCCCUUGAAGGAACCACAUGGACACACUCCUUGAAAGCUCGUUUACUCUCCCUGCCUUUUUGGUUUUGGACACUUAUUUUUCUGAUACCUUAUUUACAGAUGUUUUUGUUCCUCUAUUCUUGUACAAGAGCUGACCCCAAAACGGUGGGCUACUGUAUUAUCCCCAUAUGCUUGGCAGUUAUUUGCAAUCGCCACCAGGCAUUUGUCAAGGCUUCUAAUCAGAUCAGCAGACUACAGCUGAUUGACACCUAAAAUCAGUCACCAUUUUUUCCUUACAGUUACAAAACUGCCAGUACUAUAUGGAGCCUGAUCACAAGACUGCAGUUUGUUCACAGAUCUCAGGAAGUUGUGGUGGGGCAGAGGCUUUCUAAAAAGUGUGACUAGGGGGUUAUCUUUAUCUGAAUAAUAAUGCAUUUUUAAGUGAAGCCUGAGAUACAGUACUACAAAAUCAUGUUGAGGACUUCAGAUUUUGGAAGUAAAAUCGUGUCUGUUAUUUGCAUUCUUUAGAAACUUGAAUAAGUACCUGAACUCCUAUUUUUAUUCUACUGUGCAACAUAGUGAUGAUUCAGAAAUUUUUCCUUUGGGGAAAAAAUGAAUAUGAACAUUUCCAUUGUGCUUAGUGUAAAAAGGUCCAAACGUGGUCAUAAAAUUUAAAUUUUAUACAAU
This is a messenger RNA of Zalophus californianus (California sea lion), 2811 nucleotides long. It is a transcript of the gene LYSET, whose product is annotated as transmembrane protein 251. Lineage: Eukaryota; Metazoa; Chordata; Mammalia; Carnivora; Otariidae. The record is from RefSeq and is a predicted model, not a curated record. The transcript has 2 exons. The coding region runs from base 2002 to 2397 and encodes 131 amino acids.